Messenger RNA from Ectocarpus sp. CCAP 1310/34, 1401 nucleotides. The record is from the annotation of a GenBank genome assembly. Lineage: Eukaryota; Phaeophyceae; Ectocarpales; Ectocarpaceae.
UCCUCCUACGUUGGCUCUUGCGGAGGCAUGCUCACUCUCCUGCAACUGGGCGCAGACGUUCACGUGAGAGACUCUACUGGAGCUACAUCCUUGCAUAUGGCGUGCUACGACGUGGAGCCGGAAGCGGUGGACCUGCUGUUGAGAUGGGGGGCGGACGAGACAGUUGUCGACGACGAGGGCCACACUCCCUAUUCGUAUCAUUUUCCAGCCGGCGCCGACGAAGCGGAAUGGGAUGAGGAAAACCGCCGAACAUACAAACGACUGUCUAAGCUGUUGACACAUGCACCGCAAGACAGAUCCUGGCGUCGCCGAGGCUUCCUGGUCAUGUGCCGCACGCAUCAAGACAGGCUGCGGCUCGUAGUGGACGUUCCCGACACGGCAGCUACCGCUAUCCGGCAGACAAGUGAGCCCCCGAGCCGCCAGGCUAGGAGGGGGCAGGUGAAGGUCGAGGUUGAGCUGGGCGGGGCACAUGCGCACGGCAGAGGGGGAGGAGCGGCGGCAGGGAGUGGCACCGCGCGCCUCUAAGAUGUUUUCCGCAGGAUCGUAGGAUUCCUCUAGGACGAGGUAUGUAAGUCUUUUCCGGCGUUGUUGAGUAUUUGGAUGCAUGGUACCGUCCCUGCUCGCAAGCAGAAGUCGUAUACGCGAUACAGGAUUUUGGUGUCGGAAAGGUUCCUUCAGCUCGUGCUACGAUGUCACGAAGGGCAGCGAGCUACCGUGUUGUUUUUUCCUUGCGGCGUGAGCGGGUGGAAACUACAGUCCGAUCUUUUUUUUUUCCUUUCCUGCGUGCAUUUUAUUGUUGGUCUACGACUCGCACAGUAUUGCGCAAAUUUCGCCGUAGGAGGAAAUGGAUUUGAGGAUAACUCUGGGGGCGUCGCACUUUCAGUGACUUUCAGUGAAGAUGUUGGCACUAAUGCAUCCUGUCGUGUACACCUAUGGCGGGACAUUCAGGUUGGGGUAGUGGGUCUACUCGCACCGCUGACUGUCAUGAUCGCGACCGCACGUUCGUCGUAGAAUUUCGACCCAAGCACAGUAAAUUAGUGGGUGUCACGCCCAAUUUCAAGUGUCACCGUACUGCUGCACCGCGUUUUGGGUUUGCAUUUUCUCGUGGCCCGUUUUUGUUUCCAUGACUUGGAUAUGCACUGCUCUUGCGGUUGAUGCACUGCUGUUGUUCCACGGGGGCACCGAAGGACAGUCACUGUUACAAUCACCCGAUUCUAUCCCUGCCCUUGCGGUCGGUUUCUCGCUGUACAAGCACGAGGUAUGAUGGGCACUGACAAAACAUCAGGUUACGAUCAUGCGGUGAAUCAGCAGGUCUCUCUCCUAAGACGGUCUCGUGAUACCCCUCGUGUGUCGCACUGCCCCGCGGGUGGGGCUCUUUUGUAUCUGAACGGCCUCACCGGA